Messenger RNA from Oncorhynchus nerka (sockeye salmon), 1997 nucleotides. RefSeq names its product MAGUK p55 subfamily member 3-like. Gene Ontology annotation, cellular component: plasma membrane; cell-cell junction. The coding region runs from base 128 to 1969 and encodes 613 amino acids. The record is from RefSeq and is a predicted model, not a curated record. The transcript has 20 exons. Lineage: Eukaryota; Metazoa; Chordata; Actinopteri; Salmoniformes; Salmonidae. Gene Ontology annotation, molecular function: protein binding.
UUGUGAGCGCAGAAGCCGGAGAAGGAAUCGGAGCGAGAGAAACAGUGUGGCUGCAGUGAGGAAGGAGAGACACAUACAGAGAGAGGACAGAGAGACAGAGAGAACGGCCUCACCUUUUUGCUGACCCAUGAAAGAAGCCAUGCCGGUCCUCUCAGCAGGCACAGGCCUGCACGAGACUCUGGCCCUUCUGACGUCCCAGCUGCGUCCUGAUGCCAACCACAAGGAGGACAUGGUCUUCCUCAAAGACGUCUUCAGUGAGAAGAGCCUGGGCUACCUCAUGAAGAUCCAUGAGAGGCUGAGACAGUACGAGCGCCAGAGUCCUACACCUGUCCUUCACAGUGCCGCCUCCUUGGCUGAGGAUGUGGCAGAGGAGCUGCAGAGUGGACCAAUGAGUGUUGAGGAGAAGGAACUCCUACAGCUGUUGACGUCCCCCCAUCUCAAGGCCGUUUUGUCAGUUCAUGACACAGUUGCCCAGAAGAACUUUGACCCCGUGUUGCCACCGCUGCCUGACGACUUCGAGGACGAGCUGGAGGAGGAGUCAGUGAAGAUUGUCAGACUGGUCAAGAACAAGGAACCACUGGGGGCCACCAUCAGACGGGAUGAGACCACAGGGUCUGUGAUCGUGGCACGCAUCAUGAGGGGCGGGGCUGCAGACCGGAGUGGACUGGUCCAUGUAGGAGACGAGCUGCGGGAGGUCAACGGCAUCUCCAUCAUUCACAAGAGACCUGAUGAGAUCAGUCAGCUUCUGUCCCAGUCUCAGGGCUCCAUCACCCUGAAGAUAAUCCCAGCCGUUAAGGAGGAGGACCGCCUGAAGGAGAGCAAGGUCUACAUGAGGGCCCUGUUUGACUACAUCCCUGCUGAUGACAAGGCCACGCCCUGUCAGGAGGCGGGACUUCCCUUCAAGCGAGGUGACAUCCUGCAGGUGGUAACUCAGGACGACCCCACCUGGUGGCAGGCCAAACGGGUGGGCGACAGCAACCUCCGGGCUGGACUCAUCCCCUCCAAACUCUUCCAGGAGAGACGGCUGGCUUACCGGAUAAAAACGGGCACACUUCCGAACCCUAAAUCCCCUAAAAAUCCUACCUAUGACCAAGGAUGUGACAAAGAGGACUGUGAUUGUGAGGGCUAUUUCAAUGGACAGUACAUAGUCUCUCCUAAGUGUAAAGCAGUGGCGCCCUCCUGUGGCCAGGUGUUUUCCUGGGAAUUUUAUUCAGCGGGUCUGAGGAGGAGUUUCCGUCUGAGCCGAAAGGACCGGUCAGGAUCUCUCGGAGGAGGGGCCACCUCCGACCCCACCGACCCAGACUUUGCCACCUACGAGGAGGUGACUCGCUACCAGCACCGGCCCAACGAGAGACCCCGCCUGGUGGUCCUGAUCGGCUCCCUUGGAGCUCGUAUCAAUGAGCUGAAACAGAAGGUGAUCGCAGAGAACCCCCAUCGCUAUGCUGUGGCCGUACCGCAUACCACCAGGCCCAAGAAGCCUCAUGAGAAGGAGGGGGUGGAGUACCACUUUGUCACCAAACAGGCGUUUGACGCAGACGCUCUGAGCAACAAGUUCAUAGAGCAUGGGGAGUACAAGGAGAACCAGUAUGGUACCAGCAUAGAGGCUAUCCGCUCUGUACAGGCCAAGAACAAGAUGUGCCUAGUGGACGUGCAACCAGAGGCUCUGAAGACACUGCGGACAUCUGAGUUCAAGCCCUAUGUCAUCUUCGUCAAGCCGCGUGUCCCGGAGAGCAGACGCCGUCGUAGUGCUGCCACUUCACCAGCAGGGGGAGAUCAUGGGCGAGUGACGGAUGAGGACCUGCAGGAAAUGCGUCAGUCAGCCCAGCAGAUGGACCAGCGGUAUGGCCACCUGGUCGACCGGGUCCUAAUCAAGGAGGACUCAGCCAGCGCCUGCACAGAACUCCGAGGCAUUCUGGAGCGGCUGGAGCGUGAGACCUUCUGGGUACCCCUCUGCUGGGUGCGGACCUAACCCCGCUCUCCCCAACCACCACCCUCCA